UUAGAAAAGAUAUGUCCAUUUUAUUAUGGAUCUUCUUUAUCUAUGUAUGUUUGUUUAUUUCCAUUCCUAUACACAUCACUGUUGUUUACGGAAAAGCAUCAGUUCGAUGUUAUUUCCUCAGUUUUCCGGCUGUUGUCCACACACACACACACACACACACUAUAUAUAUAUAUAUAUAUACAUACACAAACACACACACAUACAUACACACACACACACACAUAUAUAUAUAUACACACAUGCACAUACAAUCAUAAAUCGUAAGUUGUUGUGGACGUUGCAAGCAUUUUGUGUGCAAUGGAGCCGUUUCCAGCAUGGUUGUUACUUUUCUUACUCACUACUACUAUUAUUAUUUCUAUUACCAGUAGUACU
Loa loa (African eye worm) is the source of this 372-nucleotide messenger RNA. RefSeq lists its product as hypothetical. The transcript has a single exon. The annotation marks the transcript as partial. NCBI's taxonomy places the organism in Eukaryota, Metazoa, Nematoda, Chromadorea, Rhabditida, Onchocercidae. The record is from RefSeq and is a predicted model, not a curated record.